AUGAUCAUUUUAGUUGGUUCAUCGGCUUCUGACUACGGUUCAUACCAUCACAUUCAUCAUCCAACAAAAAUGACUUCAUCGACAGCUUCUAGUGGUACGCAUAGUUCGGGAAGUCAACUGUCCAGUCCUCCUAGCACGAACAAGAAACCAUAUCAACAAUCUGGACGCGUUUCUGCCCUACAUGUCACUCCCUCACCAAGCGAUUCGGGUAUUGUUGACUAUGAGACUCUAAUUCGUGACAAGGAAAAUGAACUUCGAGUCGUACGUAACACUAUGGAACAAAAUGAAGAAAUUAUCGUAAAAGUGUAUCAGGAAAAAGAAAGAGCUUGGAAGGAAGAAUUAGAACAUUUGCGUUCUCGUCUAAGUGCAUCUGAAAAAGGAGAAAAUGCACUACGAGCGCAACUCGCUGGUUGCCAAAAACAGACAGACAACAUGAGUCGAACAAUUGACGGACUUCGAGAUGAGAAGACUGGCCUGCUUAGAAAGGUUUGA
Molecule: messenger RNA, 492 nt
Organism: Cylicostephanus goldi
Lineage: Eukaryota; Metazoa; Nematoda; Chromadorea; Rhabditida; Strongylidae
Source: the annotation of a GenBank genome assembly